This is a messenger RNA of Pochonia chlamydosporia 170, 1173 nucleotides long. RefSeq names its product bZIP transcription factor domain-containing protein. The transcript has a single exon. The record is from RefSeq and is a predicted model, not a curated record. Bases 1 to 1173 code for a protein of 390 amino acids. Gene Ontology annotation, biological process: regulation of DNA-templated transcription. NCBI's taxonomy places the organism in Eukaryota, Fungi, Ascomycota, Sordariomycetes, Hypocreales, Clavicipitaceae. Gene Ontology annotation, molecular function: DNA-binding transcription factor activity.
AUGCGUCAAUGGGACGGUGGCGACUUUAUCAUUGUUCCAGCGGUCUUCCGAUACGGUCCGCGACGCCAGGCAACCCGGACUGGAACUCUAGUCUGGAUCAUAACCCCUUCGUGUCUGUCUACAGCAAUCACGGCCCUCGCAAUAGUAAAGUACUUGUCCGUGUACCGAACGACGAUACCGUUGAACGAACACAGACUUUCUCAAGGAGAAAACAAUAUGACAGCUAUCGGACCGUUCAUUGACAAAUUACCUGGGUCGGACCUCAUGAUAUCAGAACAAGCGACUUUCUUCCCAAAGAGCAAUGAUCUGUCAGAGUUUGAGGUCUGCCUUCCCUACUUCGUGGCGAUAGGGCCAGAGCUGGCUUGGUCAUCUCAAUGUCUCGCCAGUGGCAGAUUUGACUGCUACCCAGACCCGUCCUGCUAUCAAGAGACUGGUAUUGAGAGCAACGGGGACCAUAUCCCAGACAACGCGCGCGUUGGGCCUACAGAAUCCCAUAUAAACGCGAUGGUUCCUUUUGAGGACCCCUCAUCUCCAAUAUCGCAGUCUAUUUCAGGUGGCAAAACAGAAGAUGGGCAGUCACAUACGAACACACUGGCACCAACCAGGCGUUGCCGGCAAACCACAGAAAAAGUGACCGGAACAUGUCGCGGCAGCCAUACUGUCGCAUCUAACGACAAACCGAAAAGACCCGUGAAAAAAAGCGCAAGUCUUGAGCGUAACCGUAAAUCAGCAAUAAAGUCUCGAAGGAGAAACAAGGAGUGGGAGCAGAAGCUCGCAACCAAGAAAGGUAUUCUUGAGGCCAGGCACAGCGCUCUCAGGGCAGAGUACGGAAAUCUGUUGAGAGAAACAUUGGAGUUGAAGAAUGACCUUAUUAGGCACGCGGGAUGUCAUGAUGACAAGGUUGACGCCUGGAUCGGCGGUGCAGCCGAGAAGUUUGCCCGAAGGCAAAGCGGCGCCAAGGAGGACGUUUUUCUCGAAAAGGAGUAUCCGUCAAAUAAUCACUGUAAGAAGGGCCCCGCUUCCGCUUUCGUCAACGAAGUUGUUUCAUUUGGUAGUCAGCAAGUUCAUCUUGUGAUUAACAAUUGCUCUCUUUUUAGGCCAUCAAGCCGAACUGUCGUUGUCGUGAAGCGCGGGCACAAGCAAGUAUAUGCGGCUAGAUUACUUUUGCACUGA